AUGUUUCUUAAAUUGUUACCACUAUUUGUGGGGCUAUCUCUCUGUGCAGGAUCUGAGCAUAACCUGUUGCAGGAUCAAUUGAAAGAGAAUCUUGAUAUUAUCAGGCCAAAAACUGACGAUUUAGCUCCAGAUUACUCAAAAGAACAAGUCCAAAAAUUUUUCAUGGUAGGGGAUUUCGGAGAUUACAAGCAUAAAGAAAAUAUCGAUGGAAUGACUGACAUCAUGAGCCAACUUGCUGCACAAGAUACUUAUGACUUCAUUCUCACCGUUGGUGAUAAUUUUUACCCUGACGGGAUAGAAUCUAUGGACGAUCUGGACCUUCCUGAUAAUAUCAUGAGCUUUUUCCAGAAGGACAAUAUCAGGGACCUCAAAAUGUUUCCCAUCUUGGGCAAUCACGACUGUUUCAGUGAUUACUAUAACCAAAUUCUAUACAGUGAUUACAACAAACAAUGGGAGAUGGAGUCUGAUUAUUAUGAACUCAAGUACAACCUUAAAGAUGAUCCCUCGAAAUAUCUUGUCAUACUCAUGACUAAUACCUGCUUGCUCGCAUGCAACACUUCUUUCGACUUGCCGCUAGGAGACACUGGCUCAGACUGAGAUGAAAUGAAUGUCGAAAUAGGCGAAGAAUCUGUCCAGAUUCAUUACCAAUGGCUGGAAAAUAAACUGAAGAAAUAUUCCAAGGAUCCCGAUGUUGCCUGGCUAGGAAUUGCAGGACAUCAUCCAACAAUCCGUGAAGCUUCUCUGAAGCAGGAUUUACUUCCUCUUGUUCAGAAAUAUAAAGUAGAUUUCUACUUAACAGGCCACAAACACCAGUUUGAUUACACAAAUAUUGGCUAUGAUGAAGGAAUCAGGUUUCCUGGCAGUGAUAGAGGGCCGGUACUAGAUGACUGUGAUGGGAAGAUAGUUAAAGAAAUCAUGAACACUGAGUCAAGAGACCAAUAUUUUAAGAAAGGCGAAAAGCUCCAUCAGUUCAUGAUAGGUGCCAGUGGGAAGAAAUUAAGAAAGAUUUGUCCAUACAAAGACCAAGAUGGGCAUGUAUAUAUCCAAAAUGUUGAAAAUAGUGGCUUGGCUAUCUUCGAAGUGGACUCAAAGCACUUCAAUGUCAAGUACUACAACAAUGAGGAUCUGUCUUACUUUUAUUCGGUUACCAUUUCUUCUGAGUAAAAUUCCUAGUGCUCAUUUUCAA
Molecule: messenger RNA, 1186 nt
Organism: Moneuplotes crassus
Lineage: Eukaryota; Ciliophora; Spirotrichea; Euplotida; Euplotidae
Source: the annotation of a GenBank genome assembly